AUGGUCCCCGCACCGAGUUGCCAGUAUACGUGGGACUACUGGACGUCCUCCACGUCCGACCACGUCGAGCUGAUAUGUCUGAUGCCAAACUCUGUGUAUAUACCUCUCACAGUGAGCUGGGAUGCUACAUUGCAGGAUGUCAAGGAGGAACUAUGGGAUCUGGCAGGGAAGUUCCCGUUAUUUGGGAUGCUUCAUGAAAUGUCAGGCUAUGUAUUCCAAUUUAUCAACUCGUUAGCUGUAACUGAAGAAGUGGAUGAUGAGAAUAAGAGGCUGCGAGACAUAAAGCCAGUGUGUGGAGUGCUUGUUAUUAUUGAACGGUCUAUUGAGAGGCCUGGUGAACAUUUGCUAAAUACACACAUCAGCAAUUUGAUUGGGAAAGGUUUGAGUGAAUUUGACAAUCUGAGGAGUUCUGAGGUAAAUGAUUUUCGGAUGCGAAUGCGUUAUCUUGCGGAGGAGAGUAUGAAUAAAAGGGCACUGAGCACUCGUCUGGAGAGGCUUAGAUAUCGAUGUCCACCUAGACUUGCCGAUAGUCCUUCUGUGCCAUCAACCCUUAUAAGUCACCUGAAUAACAAUUGUUUUAUACUUGUCACUAAAGUCGCCAAUACAGAGUUCUCGUUUACGUCAAACGUGCCAGUAUCACGUACACCUCAACAGCAUAUAGACACGAUAUUAAAGAAAAAGGUGAAUUCCCUUAACAUGAGGGGGGAAGACCCUCGCAACUACGUACUGAAGGUUUGCGGUCGCGAGGAGUACUUAUUUGGGAAGGAGCCACUCAUCCAGUUCCUAUAUAUACAAGAGAUGCUCGCGAAAGAUGGCGUGCCGCAGGUCAUGACCGUGAGCAUAGACAAAUUAACACUCGGCUGUGAUAACCCUGUGGAAAGGAGGCCACUGCCACCAGAUUACGCUACUAUACGUAAAAAGAAGAGCCAACAUGAAUCUUCUUGGAAUAUAGACAAAAACUACACUUGCAUGGUGCAGAGUGUAGGUGGACUGAACGUGGAUCCCGGGCGACUUGUGGAGGUUGUGUGUCAAGCUGGCAUCUUUCAUGGAGGCAAGGCGUUAUGUGAAGCUCAGAAGACGCGAGUCGCAGCAGUCUCUAAAGAAGGCGUGGCGCAAUGGGACGAAGAGCUCACGUUUCCUAUCAAAGUUUAUAAUAUGCCCCGAAUGGCAAGGCUUUGUUUUGUUAUAUAUGAAAUAUCCAAGACCAAAGGAAAACGGAGGGGGAAAGACUCUAAGGACUCUAUCAACAAGUUGGCGUGGGCGAACACGAUGAUAUUUGACUAUAAGGAGCAGCUACGUACGGACGGGCUGACGCUGUUCAUGUGGACGCACGUGGCUGACGAAACACAGGGCGAUGACUGGCUACUUCACCCGCUAGGCACUGUCGUCUCCAACCCCAACACAGACUCUUGCGCAGCGCUGCAAGUGCGCUUCUCCAAUUUCGACUGCCAGUUCCCGAUACUGUUCCCAAAACAAGAAACAGUAAAAGCCUACGCGGACGACAUUGAACUAGGCUCACCUGACGUCAUCGCGCGACUCAGCCGGGACUUUGAACAGCUUCGAGCAACGGCUGAAAAAGAUCCCAUGUAUGAGAUGCACGAACAAGAGAAAAAAGACAUUUGGGCUUCUAGGGAGUACUUCCGCGUGGAGGCGCCGGAGCUGCUGCCGAAGCUGCUGUCGUGCGUGGAGUGGGGCGAGCGCGCGGAGGCGGCCAGCGUGGCGCGCAUGGUGGCGGGCUGGCCGCUGCUGCGCGUCGAGUGCGCGCUCGAGCUGCUCGACUACGCCUACGCGGACGCCGCCGUGCGCAGCUUCGCCGUCAAGUGCCUGGCCGAGAUCAGAGAUGAAAACCUACUUCUCUACUUACUACAACUGGUUCAAGCUUUGAAACACGAGUCCUACUUGAUGUGCGAUCUCUCCGUGUUCUUGCUUCAACGGGCCUUCAGUAACAUGACCAUUGGGCACUUUCUCUUUUGGCAUUUGAGGUCGGAGAUGCACGUGCCCGCCGUAUCGGUGCGCUUCGGGCUGAUGCUGGAGGCGUAUUGCCGCGGCUGCCAGGACCACAUCAACAGCCUCAUGCGCCAGAUCACUUGCCUCGACAAACUUAAAUGGGCCAGUCAGUGUGUCCGAAAGAAGAAGGAAAUAUCAAAAGCUCGAGCAGCGCUGCACCAGCAUCUGCAGGAGCAACAUUGCAUGGAAACCCUGUGUGAAUUCGUGUCACCCCUAACACCUAGUUUAAUCUGUAAGAAAAUUAAACCAGAGCGAUGUCGGGUAAUGGACAGCAAGAUGCGACCGCUGAUGUUAGAAUUUGAAAACGUAGAUCCCACCGGCUCGGACAUACGGAUCAUUCUGAAAAUCGGUGACGAUCUGCGGCAAGAUAUGUUCACGCUACAGAUGCUGCGGAUUAUGGACAGGUUGUGGAAGAACGCUGGAUACGACUUUAGGUUGAACCCGUACAACUGUAUAUCCAUGGAGUACGCUGUGGGAAUGAUCGAAGUCGUAGACGACGCGGAGACGGUCGCCAACAUACAGAAGCAGAGCGCCUUGUUCAAUGCCGCUUCCACUAUAUACAAGGCUAAUCUGUUUCAAUGGUUAAGGAAGCAAAAUCCAACUGAGAGCAGUUUCAAUAAGGCCGUAGAAGAGUUCACCAUGAGCUGUGCAGGCUACUGCGUCGCCACGUACGUGCUGGGCAUCGCCGACAGGCAUCCUGACAAUAUUAUGGUCAAGAAGUGUGGUCAGCUUUUCCAUAUAGACUUCGGCCACUUUCUUGGCCACUUCAAGCAGAAGUACGGGUUCAAACGUGAGCGUGUGCCCUUCGUUCUAACGCACGAUUUUAUUCACGUCAUAAAUAAGGGACAGCGAGGGUCUGGAGUUAAUGAAGCACUCGACUUCAAGAUUUUUAAAGAACAUUGUGAGACAGCUUUCAAAAUUCUCCGAAAGCAUGGCCAUCUGAUCCUUUCCUUGUUUUCAAUGAUGAUCUCCACUGGUCUACCCGAGCUUAGGUCGGAGAAGGACCUGCAAUACCUCAGAGAAACUUUGGUAAUGGAUUUAUCCGAAGAAAAAGCACUGGAGCACUUUCGACUAAAGUUUAUAGAGGCAGUGAAGAACUCGUGGAAGGCGUCAGUGAACUGGGCAAUACACAACAUCGACAAGAACAACUGA
Messenger RNA from Parnassius mnemosyne (clouded apollo), 3159 nucleotides. Lineage: Eukaryota; Metazoa; Arthropoda; Insecta; Lepidoptera; Papilionidae. The record is from the annotation of a GenBank genome assembly.